This is a messenger RNA of Dendrobium catenatum, 1380 nucleotides long. RefSeq names its product AAA-ATPase At3g50940-like. The record is from RefSeq and is a predicted model, not a curated record. Gene Ontology annotation, molecular function: ATP binding; ATP hydrolysis activity. NCBI's taxonomy places the organism in Eukaryota, Viridiplantae, Streptophyta, Magnoliopsida, Asparagales, Orchidaceae. Bases 1 to 1380 code for a protein of 459 amino acids. The transcript has a single exon.
AUGGAUUUCCAAACCAAAGCCAUGGAAUCCAUCAAGAAAUAUCUGGGCAUCGCCGCCACCGCCAUGCUCGCCCGCACCAUCAUCAACGAAUACCUCCCCAACGAACUUCGCUUCCUCAUCCACUCCGCCUUCAACAAGCUCUUCGGCCGCUUCUCCACCAAUCAAACCAUCCUCAUCCAUAAAACCGAAGGCCUAACCUCCAACAAACUCUACGAAGCAUCAAGCAUUUACCUUUGCACCCGAAUUUCCCCCAACAUGCGCCGAUUCAGAGUUAGUAAGAGUGACAACAAUAACAACAUAACUCUCUCGCUCGUCGACGGCGAAGAGCUCAUCGACGCCUUCCAAGGGAUUAAGUACAAAUGGAAGUUGAUAAGCAAGCAGAAGAAUCAAAGUGCGAAUCGCGAUGGGGAUUUCAGUUUAUCCAGUGAAGUCCGCUACGAGCUCACCUUCCAUAAGAAAUAUAAUUACGUUACGUUGGAUUCAUACCUUCCUCAUAUUCUGGAAAAGGCGAAGGAGAUCAAAUCAGCUGAUAGAAUGUUGAAGCUUUACAUGAAUGAGCAUGACGGCUGGAAGCAAAUUGACCUGCAGCAUCCAGCAACAUUCGAGACGCUGGCAAUGGAAGCAGACCUCAAGAAAACAAUUCUUGAAGAUUUAACGAGAUUUGUUGAGAGGAAAGAGUAUUAUAAAAAGAUCGGAAAGGCGUGGAAACGUGGGUACCUACUUUUCGGACCUCCUGGAACGGGCAAAUCGACCUUUAUUUCCGCCAUGGCGAAUUACCUCAGAUAUGAUAUCUAUGAUUUGAACCUUAUGGAGGUUCGAAAGAACUCUGGGCUUAAGAGGCUGCUUGUUGGAAUGAAGAACAAAUCAAUGCUUGUUAUAGAAGAUAUUGACUGUGCCAUUGAUUUUAAGAACAGGGAUAAUGAUAAAAAGAAUCAAAGCAACCAGUCUCAUAAUGAUGAGAUAAGCCUUUCUGGAUUGCUGAACUUCAUUGAUGGGCUGUGGUCGACAAGCGGCGAGGAGAGGAUCGUCGUGUUUACAACUAAUUUUAAGGAAAAGCUUGAUCCUGCAUUGCUGAGACCUGGAAGGAUGGAUAUGCAUAUACAUAUGGGUUACUGUGGGCCAAAUAGUUUCAGGAUUUUAGUAUCUAAUUACCAUGCCAUUGAUGAGCAUCCCAUGUUUGAGGAGAUUGAAGGGUUGUUGAAAGAGGUGGAGGCCACGCCGGCUGAAGUUGCAGAGCAGUUGCUGAGAAGUGAUAAUGUUGAUGUUGCUUUGGAUGGUCUGAUACAGUUGCUAGUGGAGAAGAAGGAAGAAGAAGGAUUGGAGAGCAGUGCAGAGGAUCAUGAAACUGAUCAAGUAGUUGUUGGAGCUGUUAAUUGCUGA